Molecule: messenger RNA, 1014 nt
Organism: Helianthus annuus (common sunflower)
Lineage: Eukaryota; Viridiplantae; Streptophyta; Magnoliopsida; Asterales; Asteraceae
Exons: 2
Coding region: 1-1014 (337 amino acids)
Source: RefSeq, a predicted model, not a curated record
AUGUCAGGAUCAACCGGACAAAGUCCGAUAAUAAUACAGAAAGAAGGAAAUUCUCUUUCCCAGUUUCAGUGCCCAAUUCUUAAACCUACAAACUAUACGGUUUGGGCUAUUCGUAUCAAGACGAUUCUUGAAGCGAAUGGUUUGUGGGAAACGAUCGAACCGGCAGAAAAUGCAACGGUAGACACUAAGAAAGAUAAGUCUGCAAUUGCAUAUCUGUUUCAAGCAAUACCAGAAGACGUUGUAUUGCAAGUUGCAAGUUGUAAAACUGCAAAAGAGAUUUGGGAUAAUCUAAAGGUUAGACACGUUGGUGUUGAUCGGGUACAAAAGGCGCGUAUGCACACGCUAUUGUCAGAAUUUGAACUGUUGCAAAUGAAGGAUGACGACACUAUUGAUUCGUUUACCGCAAAGAUUAAUAGUAUCGUUACCUGGGCAACUGAAGUAGGAACGACAUUGAGUCAACCGAGUCUAGUACGCAAACUCCUAAAUGGCGUACCGGAUAAGUUUACUCAAAUCGUUGCCUCUAUGGAACAAUACUCCGAUCUAGAAACCAUGACGCUAGAAGAAGCGGUCGGAAGACUGAAGACGUAUGAAGAACGACUCAAGUUAAAGAAAGGAAAUCAAGGAGAAAGCCAAGAUAGGCUCAUGUUCACACAUCAGGAUAACUCCAGAGGAAGGAAAUCUGGAAACCGCGGUCGUGGUAGAUUUAACCAGACGCGUGGAAAUUGGCGAAACAACGGAAACAGGCAAAGUCCCAGAAACGAAGGAUCUACAUCUAGACCUAGAAACGGAAAUUCUAGAAGUUGGAGGAAGUUUGCAAGAACCGACCUAAUAACCGAUGCCCAUUGUUCUGCCGUAAUUCGAGGUCGUGUGGGAGAUUCGGCCCAUGAUGGUGACAAACCUGUACUUCUAUAUUUUCCCCCAUCCAGAGCUGGAGUACCCCACCAACUCGGAUUUCCUUCAUCUACAGACGGAGUACCCCACCAACUCGGAUUCAUUGUUGAUAUGGAGAAAUGA